AUGGCAGAGCCAAGCACAAUAACGACUCAAAAUGAAACUAAAGAAAAAGAACCAGAACCAGAAUUGACUAGCAAGGAUUAUUAUUUUGACUCAUAUGCACAUUUUGGCAUUCAUGAGGAAAUGCUUAAAGAUGAAGUUAGAACACUCUCAUACCGUACAGCAAUUUAUCAAAAUAAACAUUUGUUUAAAGAUAAAAUUGUAUUAGAUGUAGGGAGUGGUACUGGAAUCUUGUCAAUGUUUGCAGCAAAAGCUGGUGCCAAACAUGUUUAUGGAGUAACACGACAAAUAGUUGCAGAGAACAAAUUAGAUGAUAGUACGAAUUUACUAGCAUGA
This is a messenger RNA of Entrophospora sp. SA101, 333 nucleotides long. The record is from the annotation of a GenBank genome assembly. Lineage: Eukaryota; Fungi; Glomeromycota; Glomeromycetes; Entrophosporales; Entrophosporaceae.